Messenger RNA from Pocillopora damicornis (cauliflower coral), 2188 nucleotides. RefSeq lists its product as uncharacterized. Gene Ontology annotation, biological process: glutamate metabolic process. Gene Ontology annotation, molecular function: D-glutamate cyclase activity. NCBI's taxonomy places the organism in Eukaryota, Metazoa, Cnidaria, Anthozoa, Scleractinia, Pocilloporidae. The record is from RefSeq and is a predicted model, not a curated record.
AUGUUUUCUUUAAAGGACCGUGCAUCUUGGACAGGAGCUCAGGCCAGGAGUCAGUUCCGACAAAACGUCUUCCCCGAAGCCCAUACAAAUGGCAUGUCCAAUGGUUUUACACAAACUAGCGUUCACAUAAUUCCGUCGAGCCAGGCAGAACACUUCGCAGAAUUUUGCCGAAUGAACCACGCCCCUUGCCCCUUACUUUAUAGAAGCAACACGGGAGAAGUGUCAGCUCCACCCUUGGCAGCAAAUGUGGACAUUCGGACGGAUCAGUCAGCAUAUGGUAUUUAUGAAAAUGGGGUCUGUUCCAAAACCGUAACAGACUUACUAGAUAUACCCUUCGACGAGUUUGUUACCUUUUACGUUGGCUGCAGUAGCUCCUUCGAGCUCGCGCUACAAGACGCUGACCUUCCAGUUCGACACGUGCAGAUCGGACGCAGUGUGCCUAGUUACAAGACUAAGGUUCCAUGUGUCACCUCAGGUCCUUUCUCUGGAAAAGUAAUCAUGUCGAUGCGCCCAAUGCCUCGAAACUUAGUAGAGAGGGCCGCGCAGGUGACUGCUUUUUUGGACAAAGUACACGGAGCCCCUACGCACAUUGGUGAAGCUUCUUGGAUUGGAGUGGAAGAUCUGCAUAAUCCUGAGUUUGAUGACAAACCAAAUAUAAGGGAAGGAGAUGUAUGCAUGUACUGGGGUUGUGGUACAACUGCCACGAUGGCGAUAAUUAAUGCAAAGCUUCCCCUGGCGAUUAGCCUAAGCCCAACUGCGAAUUGUUGUAACUUCAUAAGUGAUCUCAACAAUGACGCGUUCAACAAGAUGAACGUCCCUAGGUGGAUGGAAUUUCUGCAAACAAAAGCCCUGUUCAUAACUGAAAACCCUGUUUUUGGUUCCCUUGUGUCCGACAAAGCACUGGAGCUGAUUCAGCAACUUAAAAAACUGCUUAGACGGGAUCCAAUAAAAUCUCUUUUAAGUUGUGUAGUUGACGAUACAGUUGACUCACUUGCCAAGGCAGCAUUAAGACUUAGCCACGCCUCCUCUGUUGCCAUAGUUAUGUCAAAUGACAUUUCUACCAAGGAAGGACUCGGUGUGCUGCCUAUCAUGAAGUCUCUCUUGGCAACUGAUUCUAAAGAAGUCGUUUUGCUUGUCCCGGAGGAUAAGCUCGCCGAAUGGAAAAAUGCCAUAAGCAUUGGCAUCGAUUGUAAACUGUUAAAGAAAACAGUUGGUGUGGGUAAAAUCGAAACAAGAGACGGAAGCUCAAAGGAUGAUGUUUUAAAACUUUCUCGUCAUGUGUUGUCAACUAUGGAGGGCUUUAAACUGGAUGAUGUUCGUCCUCGGCGGUUUACUGCUCUGGUUGCCUGUGAUGGAAAAGGAGGUUUUUGGGUGGAGAGUGCAGUUGAACUGUUGAUGGAAGCUAAUGUGGAAGCUCAUGUGAAUAAUUCGUCAGAUGGUUCCUGGCCUGGUGAAAUAAUCGCAACAGCGCUUUACAUACUGAAUUGCUGUCCUAUCCACUCUCGGUAUCAGCGAAGGGGUUUGGGCCUGCACAAGCCGUUACAGCAGAGCGUAUUUUUGGUAACAUACGAAGAGCUUGCAAACCUGACGUCCAAGUUUGAAUUUCCAUUCGAUACCCAAGUAGUAAAAGAUCUCGUUGAGAAGACAAACGCCUCCGCGUCAAGCGUUUUGGAAUGUCUCAGUGUUAAAGAUUGAAUAUAGUUUAACAUGCCCUGCCCCCACCCUUCCCUUCCUUAAUCAACUGAGAUGCAUGUAGCUGGCAACACUUUGACGACGAAAUUACUCUUAGUUAAGAAUGUGGAAUUAUGGUCACUGAUUAUGUUCAAGUGAAAGGAAUGAUCUUAUCAAAUGAAAUUGCUGUGUAUUUAGUCCUGCAGCGAUCAUUUGUUUAUAUCUAACAGUUCGUGAAUAUCUGAAUUCAAAGUCCGCAGUUAUUUAGGUUUUAAGCCGUCACGUCUUGUUUAACUUUCAUCAGUGAACGGGCUGAGUUUAUCAACUGACCUUUGUUUGGACCCACACACUAUUUCUUGUUUUGGUUUUUGCAGUUAGGCUUAGUUUAUCUACUUUUUUUCAUCUUUUUUUCAUGAGAUUCUCGAGAAAAUGUUUGGGUAAUUGGUUGCAUCCUCCAAACUCAGUUGGCUGCAUGGCCACACAUAAAAGUAAAUCAAAUAAAAUGAGAAUUUAGCAG